AUGUGGGAGUUCCGGUCCAUGAAUUUUUGGCGGGCGGUCUUCGCAGAGUUCUUCGGGACCAUGUUCUUUGUAUUUUUCGGCAUGGGCGCUGCCCUGCGCUGGACCACCGGGCCUCAUCAUGUCCUUCAUGUGGCCCUGUGCUUUGGGCUAGCAGCUGCCACCCUCAUCCAGUCCAUCGGCCACAUCAGCGGCGGCCACAUUAACCCUGCCGUCACCUUCGCCUACCUUGUUGGCUCACAGAUGUCUCUUUUCCGCGCCAUUUUCUACAUGGCCGCCCAGUGCCUGGGUGCUGUAGCUGGGGCUGCUGUGCUGUACGGGGUCACACCCGGCAACAUGAGAGGAAACAUGGCGAUGAACACGCUGCAGCCCGGCAUCAGUCUGGGAAUGGCCACCACCGUGGAGGUUUUCCUCACCAUGCAGCUUGUGGUGUGCAUCUUUGCCGUGACCGAUGAGAGGAGAAACGGACGCCUGGGAUCUGCUGCCCUAUCCAUCGGCUUCUCCGUCACCAUUGGACAUCUCAUGGGGAUGUACUACACCGGUGCUGGAAUGAACCCCGCUAGGUCCUUUGCCCCUGCUGUACUCUUCAGGAACUUCAUCAACCACUGGGUGUACUGGGUCGGGCCUAUGAUAGGAGGUGCCAUGGGCGCCCUCCUGUACGAUUUCAUGCUGUUCCCACGCAUGAGAGGUCUGUCCGAGCGCCUGGCCACACUGAAGGGCAGUCGGCCCCCCGAGAGCGAGACCCAGCAGGACACCCGCGGGGAGCCCAUCGAGCUCAAGACGCAAGCCCUAUAA
Molecule: messenger RNA, 792 nt
Organism: Chelmon rostratus (copperband butterflyfish)
Lineage: Eukaryota; Metazoa; Chordata; Actinopteri; Chaetodontiformes; Chaetodontidae
Gene: mipb
Product: major intrinsic protein of lens fiber b
Exons: 4
Coding region: 1-792 (263 amino acids)
Biological process (GO): transmembrane transport
Cellular component (GO): plasma membrane
Molecular function (GO): water channel activity
Source: RefSeq, a predicted model, not a curated record